Messenger RNA from Anopheles aquasalis, 1719 nucleotides. RefSeq names its product facilitated trehalose transporter Tret1-like. Gene Ontology annotation, molecular function: sugar transmembrane transporter activity. Gene Ontology annotation, cellular component: membrane. The record is from RefSeq and is a predicted model, not a curated record. Gene Ontology annotation, biological process: transmembrane transport; carbohydrate transport. NCBI's taxonomy places the organism in Eukaryota, Metazoa, Arthropoda, Insecta, Diptera, Culicidae.
CCGCGUGUUGUGUCAGUGCACUCUCUCUUCGCGUGGCGCUCCAGAGAUGGCGAUCGUGCUUCGCAUUGGCGUGUUGCGACAGUAUCUAGCCUCCAUUUUGGUGAACCUGCUCGGUGUGGGCUACGGUACGGUGAGUGGCUGGAGUUCGGCGGCGCUGCCACUGCUCGAAUCAACCGAUCAGAGUCCACUGGUCGGCCAUGGUCCGAUCAGCCCGGAGGAAGCCUCCUGGAUCGGUGGAGCGCUCUGCCUGGGUGGCAUCGUGGGAACGUUCGUGGCCGGUCUGCUGGUCGAUCGAAUCGGACGCAAGUGGACGGCCUGGUUGGCCGGGUUUCCCCUGGUAGCCGCCUGGGUGCUGGUCAUCCUAGCGGACCACCCCGGGUAUCUGAUAGGAACACGGUUCCUGGGCGGUCUGGCCGGUGGCAUCCAGUAUGUGGCGAUUCCCCUGUACGUCCCGGAGCUAGCCGAAACGAGUAACCGUGGCACCCUGGGCUCAAUGCUCGUGCUGUCGUGCUGCGUUGGUGUUGAGCUGGCGUACCUGGCCGGUGCCUUCCUGCCCUACCAUACCAUCCCGUGGGUUUGCCUCACCGUACCGCUCUUCUUUCUCGUCACCUUCUUCUUCAUGCCCGAAUCACCGCACUAUCUGGCCACCGUGCAGCGUCAUCAGGCAGCAGAACGCUCGCUCCGGUUCUACCGAACUAUCCGCACCGGAACGGCCGUUACCAUGUCGGCAGAGUUUGAGGACGAACUGAAGCGCUUGCAAGCCUCCGGUGGUGGCGUCGGCGUCGGCUGCAAGGAGAAGCAUCAGCACCAAAGGACAAACCAGCAUCCGAACCAGACACCACCACUCCGUUGGACAGAUUUCAAUACCAAUCAUGCCCGGCGCGCCUUCCUGAUUUGCCUGUUCUUCAUGACGCUCAACCAGUUCUGCGGUUGCUUCUAUAUGAUGAACUAUGCUGGAUCGGUUUUUGCCGGGUCCGAGGCAACCGGGCCGACCGACCAACCGGCCGCACCGGGCCUGUCCGCUAACCACUCGGUGAUCGUCGUCGGUUUGAUUCAACUUUGCGGCUGCUACGCCUCGACGCUGCUGGUUGAUCGGUGGGGCCGUAAGCUUCUGCUGGUCAUCUCAUCGCUCGGCAUGGCCCUCGGUCAGUUCGUGUUUGCCGGCUACUGUUACGGGCAGACGCUGGGCUACGAUUUGACCGUGGUCCGCUGGUUGCCACUGGUGUGCUUUUCCGCUGUACUCCUGGUCGGCUCGUUGGGUGUUCUGCCGUUGCCGUUCGUCGUCCUGGGUGAGAUCAUGCCGCUGAAGAUCAAAGGAUUCGCCACCACGUUCUGUAUGGCCUUCAAUUGGGCGCUCGCUUUCCUCGCCCUCAAGUAUUUCGGCAGCAUCGGGAUCGUGUACGGGAUGCAUGUAAUGCUGUGCCUGUUUGCCGUCAGCUCGCUGAUUGGGGCCAUCUUCACGCUGCUGGUGCUCCCGGAGACAAAGGGUAAAAGCUUCGAGCAGAUCCAGCAACUGAUGGAACGAUAGUCGAUAGCUGCAUUGCCGAUUGAUGGACAAGCGACAAAAGGCCCCAAUUGAUGGUUACGGUGCUUUAUCUUUUGAUUCAUUCAUAACGGAACCAUAAAAAGGGAAAAAAGAAUUCAAAAAGACUUCAGCCGGAACAGAGAAACCAGACUUAAAGCGAUUCUAGACAGCUUUUGAAAGAAAAAGAAAACAGA